AUGACCCAAAAUAACUACCCCAAGUUUUUAAAAGACCUAAUGAUGACAGUUAGGAAAAAAGUUGAACAAGUGAAGAAAACUUCAAGUGAGGUCUUAGAAACACAACAGCUGUAUUAUGAUGAAAUAUUAGAGAUAUACCGAGAGUCUUUAAAAGCAUUGAUUGAAAACACAGCGACAUAUUCCUCAAUAUUGAGUGAAAUUAAGCAAGCUUAUGACCACGCUAUUGAUAUAAGAGAUGAGCGGAUUUCACAAUUUAUUACACAAGACAAAGUAUUUGGAUUGUCAGCUAGAAAAAAGCAGAGAGACGACAAAAUAAAAAGUUUGUUGCAACAGAAUGAGGACCUUAGAGAGAGAAAUUUAAAAUUGACAUUUGAAUUAUCAAAAGUAAAGAAAGAUAUGGGCAAGUUGAAAGACGACAAAUUCUCAGAGUAUCUCACGUUAAUGCGCGAGAGAGAUGCACGAUACACGCUGUAUUUCGAGAACCUGGGGCUACAGAUGAAGCUGAAGGAAUUGGAUGGAAGUUCGUACCCUGUGGAUGAUGCGUAUGGCGACCCAGUGGUACUGAGAAUUGCUCUAGAUCGUUGCAGAGAACAAUUGUCAACAACGCAAAUAGAUUUAAAGAAGAGGACGGAAGAGUAUGCAGACACUGUGCCCAGAAGAGAGUACGAUAUAUUAACUGCUAAACACUACGACUCCACUAAACAGGUAGACGCUCUGAGCGUGGAAUUGCAAUCCCUUCAAGAUACGCAUAAGCGGGUACUCACUCUAAAGAAAGGUAUAGAAGAGGAGCUUAUUGAGACCAGAGAACGUUGUAGAGAACUGGAGCGCGCCGGCACACCACGUCCUCAGUGGGAACUGUGUGCAGAUUUCAUCGGCGGAGGCAGAGAUAGAUGGUGGCAGUUGGCCAGUGGAUUGUCUUCAAGGGAUAUGCUGAGAGUCCUGUUGAAAGAACUUGGACCGGCAGCGGAGAGUGAGCAGUUGGAGCACUUCGAUGGAUUUGGUACAGACCCGGUGAUCCCCCCGUACUUGCGGCACGAAGGUAAAGUGAGGAACCUGCGCUUGUCUCGGCGGGAAGUGAGCGUCAUCAUCAACGACAUCUGGCUGGGGAAGCUGGAGCACGGCCAGGACAUGUCCAUGCAGGAUUACGUCACCAAUUAUUUCGAGGACAGGUAUCAACAACCAUCCGUUCGUGCAGAAUGGGCGUACAAUUUGUGCGCAGGCGCUGAACAAAUGUUAGAUGAGCCGCAGGUGAAGUUGUUCUGGGGCGUACUGCACGGUCACCUCAGUGAGCGCAUCUACUGGGGACAUCGAGCGCAGUGGCAGAGUCUCAAGGAGUUGCUGUAUAAACACAGCAAGGAUGGAGAGACAAUUACUCUGGAAGAGUUUGAGAAAAUAGCAAAAGUAACUUUCCCACUGAAGAGCGAGGUGGACAUCAAAAACCUGAUGGACGUGGUGAGGAAGCAGCUCAAACUCAAGAUCACCAGCAACGAGAUCAACUUGGACAAGCUGUUUCAGGAGAACGAGGAGGGUUUCGAUCGAGUUGAGUUUGCUCGAGAGUUAUAUCGCCAACGCCAAUUGGCACAGGACAAAUACAUACGCGAGGUGGUGAACGAGUUGGGCGGGAAACAUGGCGCCAACAAGAUCGUCACAGUGGAAAACGUGAAACGAGCAUUUGCUAUCAUCGACCCCGCCAUUGAUCACAUCCGUAUGGAGCGGUACAUCCGCUGGGCAUUCUCCGACCAGACUUCGGAGCUGAGGAGCAUCUGCCCGCUGCCGCUGCGCACGGUGGCCACCCGCCUCGCUGCUGGUGACAUCGAGCGCGUCGGAGCACGAUAUCGACGCACUAAUAGGCGGACCAUUUAUAAAUAA
Achroia grisella is the source of this 1869-nucleotide messenger RNA. Its product is annotated as translin-associated factor X-interacting protein 1-like. The transcript has 13 exons. Lineage: Eukaryota; Metazoa; Arthropoda; Insecta; Lepidoptera; Pyralidae. The record is from RefSeq and is a predicted model, not a curated record. Gene Ontology annotation, cellular component: cytoplasm. Bases 1 to 1869 code for a protein of 622 amino acids.